This is a messenger RNA of Diospyros lotus (date-plum), 1188 nucleotides long. RefSeq names its product salt tolerance receptor-like cytoplasmic kinase 1. Gene Ontology annotation, cellular component: plasma membrane. The coding region runs from base 52 to 1104 and encodes 350 amino acids. Gene Ontology annotation, biological process: protein phosphorylation. NCBI's taxonomy places the organism in Eukaryota, Viridiplantae, Streptophyta, Magnoliopsida, Ericales, Ebenaceae. Gene Ontology annotation, molecular function: protein kinase activity; ATP binding. The record is from RefSeq and is a predicted model, not a curated record. The transcript is spliced from 2 exons.
ACCAGUUAAUUCGCCGUCUACUGUUGUUAAUCACGCUAGUUCAACGUUCUCAUGGCAUUCCUCAGCUCGCUCAAGUUGAAGAUGAGGCGGCGGAGGAGACGCUGCCACCCCAAUGAAAACGCCACCGCCACCGCCACAGCCACCACCACCCCCGACGGCGCCGCAACCAAACCCAACGAUGACCUCCCUCACGACGUCGAGAUUGAUCAGAAGAAGAUGAGACGAUUUUCUUGGGGCGAGAUAUCGGAUCUCACCCGGCCGAUCGGAUCCGGGGGCUUUAGCACCGUCUACCUCGCCCAGCUCCCGGAUUCCACCGUCGGCGCUGUCAAGAUCCAGAACUGCAGCAGCGAGCGUCUCCGCCGAGCUUACGGCGAGGAGCUUAAAAUCUUGCGCCGCCUCCGCCAUGAUAACAUCAUCAAGCUGCUUGGCCACUGCGAUGAUCGCUCAGAGGAAGGUGUCUUGGUUCUUGAGUUUGUUCCCAAUGGAAACUUGCGAGAGAAGCUCCACAACUCGAGCUCGAUCCUGCCGUGGAGAAAUCGGAUGGCCAUAGCGUUCCAGCUCGCCCAGGCAAUCGAAUAUCUCCACGAGCAAUGCAGCCUUCACAUCAUCCACGGCGACAUCAAGCCUUCAAACGUCCUGCUGGACCCCCAACUCAACUGCAAGCUCUGCGAUUUCGGAUCGGCCAAAAUGGAGUUCUCGUCGAGCGUGGCGCCAGGGAGCUCUUGCUCCGCCAAAUUACUGAUGUUGGGCUCGCCGGGCUACGUGGAUCCUCACUACCUCAGCACUGGGAUCGCCUCGAAGAAGAACGACGUGUACAGCUUCGGAGCGUUGGUUCUGGAACUCAUCACCGGGAUAGAAGCAUUUGGUGGAGGAAGGCGGCUGCAGCCGCCAGGGGAUGAUGCGGCGGAGGUGGCGGAGAUGGUGGAUGCGCGUCUUAAUGGGGAGUUUGAAGUGGAAGAAGCCAGGGUAAUGGCGUCUAUCGCAGCGUCAUGCCUUGCCAAUUCGCCUGCCCUUAGGCCUUCCGUCGCCCAUAUCCUGUCUUUAAUCAAGGACAAAAUUGCUUCAAUCUCGUUUCUAUUUUCUACCACUUCUUCGAAUAAAUGAAAUUGUUAAGCAUAAACUUAUGGGUUCAAUCCUCGAGAUCUUAGGAUUCACGGAGAAUGAGUAAAGUAGUGUUGUCAAUUACAA